This is a messenger RNA of Haliotis rubra (blacklip abalone), 387 nucleotides long. RefSeq lists its product as uncharacterized. The record is from RefSeq and is a predicted model, not a curated record. Lineage: Eukaryota; Metazoa; Mollusca; Gastropoda; Lepetellida; Haliotidae. The transcript has 3 exons.
AUGACAGAUUUGACAGGUCAAUCCGGGGGUAAAUUUUCCUGGGAAGACCAUUUUGCUUGGAGUUCUGGGAAAUACUAUGGCUAUGUAACAUGCCUUGACGACGCCAUAGACCUCAUACAAGAGUUUUCGUACGAAACCUCUACUUCUUAGGUUGAAACUAGGUCAACAAAAGGUUUCAGCAGCUUUAGCAUCAAUGGAGUAACGGUGUACGACCAUCAUGACUGUGACCAUGGUUACACACAGAACAUUCCGGCAAAGAAACUCACAGGAAGUAAAAAAAGAGGUUGUUCAGCUGCUAUCUACCUUCGGGAAGUCAUCACAUUUCCUGAUUACAAGGUAUACAGCAGCAUACGUAGUGAAAUGUAAUAUAAAGCUAACAAUCACAUU